Beta vulgaris subsp. vulgaris (sugar beet) is the source of this 3823-nucleotide messenger RNA. RefSeq names its product nardilysin-like. The coding region runs from base 226 to 3342 and encodes 1038 amino acids. The transcript is spliced from 19 exons. Gene Ontology annotation, biological process: proteolysis. Gene Ontology annotation, cellular component: cytosol. Lineage: Eukaryota; Viridiplantae; Streptophyta; Magnoliopsida; Caryophyllales; Amaranthaceae. Gene Ontology annotation, molecular function: metalloendopeptidase activity; metal ion binding. The record is from RefSeq and is a predicted model, not a curated record.
GGGAGUGGAGAGUGUAACGCCGCAGCCUCGUGAAAGUGGACAGAGGCGCACAAAGCAAUUUAGGGAGCAUUUCUGUAAAGCGACAGAAAAACGAACGAAAUUCAACACUAUAAAAAGUGUUGAUGCUUAGCUCUUGAAACAAGUAUAAAUAAAAGUGCGAAGAAGGAGGAUAAAAGAAGUUGAAUACUUCAUUUAGGGUUUUCGAAAUUUGUGCCGACAUACAUAAUGACGGCGAAAACAGUGACAUUCUCGUCGGAUAAUAUAGUGAAGAAAUCACCAAAUGAUAGACGAUUAUACAGAUACAUUCAACUUCAAAAUGGUUUAUGUGCUUUACUUGUUCAUGAUCCUGAGAUUAAUCCAUCUUCUGAUGAUAAACUUGAACAACAUUAUAAUGAAGAUGAUGAAGAUGAAGAAGAUGAUGAUGAAGAUGAUGGUGAUGAUGAUGAUGAAGAUGAUGAUGAUGAUGAGGAUGAGGAUGAUGAGGAGGAUGAUGAGGAGGAUGAAGACGACGACGAUGAGGAGGAUAGUGGAAGUAGGAUGGGCAAGGGAAAGAAAGCUUCUUCUCAAACUAAGAAGGCUGCUGCAGCAGUUUGUGUGGGGAUGGGGAGCUUCUCUGACCCUUAUGAAGCGCAAGGUCUUGCUCAUUUUUUAGAGCAUAUGUUAUUCAUGGGGAGUGCUGAAUUUCCGGAUGAAAAUGAGUAUGAUAGUUACUUGUCCAAGCACGGGGGUUCAUCAAAUGCAUACACAGAGGUAGAGCAUACUUGCUACCAUUUUGAUGUGAAGCGAGAGUUUCUCAGAGAGGCCUUGAGAAGAUUUUCUCAAUUCUUCAUUUCGCCAUUAGUGAAAAGUGAAGCCAUGGAGCGAGAGGUACUGGCAGUGGAUUCAGAAUUUAAUCAAGUUUUGCAAAGUGAUUCUUGUCGUCUUCAACAACUUCAGUGCCAUACUUCUGUGCCGGGUCAUCCUUAUAAUAGGUUUUUCUGGGGAAACAAGAAAAGUUUGAUGGAUGCUGUUGAAAAAGGGGUUGAUUUGCGCCAAAGGAUUAUGAAGAUGUAUGAAGAUAACUAUUAUGGAGAAUUUAUAAAAUUAGUUCUCAUCGGUGGAGAGUCGCUUGAUAUACUGGAGAGUUGGGUCCUGGAAUUGUUUAGUGAUGUCAAGAAAGGUCUUUCCUCAAGACUGGAGAUAAAGCAUGAAGGUCCUAUCUGGAAUGCUGGGAAGUUAUACAGAGUGGAGGCUGUUAAGGAUGUUCACGUCCUUGAGGUUUCAUGGAAAUUACCAUGUCUUCGCACAGACUAUAUGAAGAAACUUGAAGAUUACUUCGCUCAUUUAAUAGGACAUGAGGGCAGAGGUAGCUUGCACUUCUUUCUUAAGAGUAAAGGAUGGAUAACAUCUAUAUCAGCUGGUGUUGGAGAAGAUGGAAUGAACCGAUCAUCGUUAGCCUAUAUUUUUGGCAUGAACAUACACCUUACAGACUCUGGCUUGGAUAAGCAGAUCUAUGAGAUCAUCGGAUUUGUGUACCAGUAUCUCAAACUACUGCGCGGAGCUCCUCCCCAGGAGUGGAUAUUUAAGGAACUCCAGGAUAUAGGAAAGAUGGAAUUCAGAUUUGCCGAGGAGCAACCUCAGGAUGAUUAUGCUGCUGAACUUGCAGCGAACUUGCUUAUAUAUCCACCAGAACAUGUUAUCUACGGUGAAUAUGCAUUUGAAGAUUGGGAUGCAGAGAAGUUAAAAUUUAUUCUUGAUUUCUUCGUCCCAGACAAUAUGAGAGUUGACAUACUAUCUAAGUCCUUUGCCACAUCUGGAGAUGCCUUAUGUGAGCCAUGGUUUGGAGCAAGAUACACUGAGGAAGAUAUUGCUCUCUCCUUGAUGGACUUGUGGAGGGACCCUCCGGCAAUAGAUGGUUCAUUGCAUUUGCCUUCAAAGAAUGAGUUCAUUCCAGUUGACUUUCCUGUACAUGCUGAUAAUGUGUCCAAUGAUAUUGUUGAUGGAUCUUACCCGAGGUGUAUACUAGAUGAACCAUUGAUGAAACUCUGGUUCAAGCUAGAUAGGACAUUUAAACUUCCUCGGGCAAAUACAUAUUUCCGUAUCAACUUGAAUGGUGCCUAUGCGAGUGUUCGCAGCUUUCUCUUGACCGAAUUGUUUGUUCUUCUCCUUAAAGAUGAGCUGAAUGAAAUAGUAUACCAGGCCAGCUUAGCCAAGUUAGAAACUUCAAUAUCUGUUUCUGGGGACAAACUUGAGCUAAAGGUUUACGGGUUCAGUGAGAAACUUCCACUUUUACUUUCUAAGAUACUGGAUAUAGCAAAAUCCUUUUCACCAAAAGAUGAUCGGUUUGAGGUUGUUAAAGAGGGCAUGGAGAGGAAUUUGAGGAACACAAAUAUGAAGCCCUUGAAUCAUGCAUCAUACCUGAGAUUGCAAAUUCUAUGCAAAAGUUUUUGGGAUGUAGACGAGAAGCUACAGUGCUUAGCUGAUUUGUCCCUUGCUGAGUUGCUGGCUUUCAUUCCACAGCUCCUUUCCCAGUUAUAUUUCGAGGGCCUUUGUCAUGGUAAUUUACUAGAAGAAGAAGCCAUCAACAUAUCAAAUAUAUUUAGAAGCCACUUUCCUGUCCCAGCACUUCCUAUAGAGGCGAGGCAUAAAGAGCGAGUGUUAUGUCUUCCUUCCGGAGCGAACCAUGUUAGAGAUCUUUGUGUGAAAAAUAAGCUGGAUCCAAACUCUGUGGUUGAGCUUUAUUACCAAAUUGAGCAGGAAAAUGCUGUGGAUUCACUUAAACAGAAAAGCUUCUCGGAUCUGUUUGAUGAGAUUGUGGAAGAGCCAUUUUACAAUCAGCUAAGGACAAAGGAGCAGCUCGGUUAUGUUGUUGAGUGCAGCCCACGGAUGACAUAUCGUGUCUUUGGAUUUUGCUUCUGCAUUCAAUCUUCUAAGUACAACCCCAUAUACUUGCAAGAGAGGAUUGAUGACUUCAUUGAUGGCCUGAAGGACUUUCUGGAAAAACUUGACGACGGAUCCUUCGAGAGUUUUAAAAGCGGGUUGAUUGCUAAAUUGCUGGAGAAAGAUCCAUCAUUGUCGUAUGAGACUAACCGGUUUUGGAAUCAAAUUGUAGACAAGAGGUAUAUGUUUGAUUAUUCGGAAAAGGUGGCACAAAUUGUGAGGGAUAUACAGAAGAGUGACCUGAUUGACUGGUAUAGUACAUAUCUCCGGAGGGAUUCUCCCAAGUGCCGGAGGCUUGCAAUCCGAGUAUGGGGCUGCAACACUGACAUAAAGGAAGCAGAGGCACAGGAGAGGUCCGAAGUUGUCAUCAAUGACUUUGCUGCAUUCAAGUCAUCUUCGGAAUUCUAUGCAAGUCUUUGUUAAACAGUGAAAGCAUUUGUUGGCUGGCAGUAGAUUUGCUGAUGUCUUAUGCUUGGCUGUGCGGGGCCAUAAGCGCAACGUUAGAGCUUCCUGCUGUCUGUGUUGCUCCAAACCCUUGGAUGCAGCUUCCCCCUCUCACUUGAUUCCAGUACCGGAAAUUGUUUUUGGUGGAAAUAUUAGGACAAUUUUGAUUCAUUUAAAAGAAUUCUCAGAUUUUUCAUAUUUGAGGCGUUCAUGGCAGGAAGUUCACAUCUUCAUAGCUGUGAGCCUGUGACUAUAACGUUGAAUUUUUUUAUGUAAUUCUCAUAUGAAUUGCUGAGAUUACAUAAUUUAGUUCUUCAUAUGUUCAAACUCUACCACAUUGAUUUUUACCCUCUUAAAUUAUUUUACUCAGGUUAUGCAUAAUUCUAAACAUGUAAUUUGUGAUUUUAUUCGAUUUGAGUUAUAUUAAUUAUAUUUGAUAUAAAAACUUCUGAGAUUUGUA